Messenger RNA from Triticum dicoccoides, 1019 nucleotides. RefSeq lists its product as uncharacterized. The transcript is spliced from 2 exons. The record is from RefSeq and is a predicted model, not a curated record. Lineage: Eukaryota; Viridiplantae; Streptophyta; Magnoliopsida; Poales; Poaceae. The annotation marks the transcript as partial.
AUGGUCCGCAGCUUCCUGGAGGACGGCGGCGGCACCGUCGGCGAGCGGGCCCCGGCCGCGCGCUGCUGCAACUGCUUCAACGGCGGCGACGCCUCGGACGACGAGGACGGGCCCGCCGCGGCCGAAGCGUCUGCCAUCUCCGACGCCGCGGAGACCAUCAAGGGCCUCGUCCACUGUGCCAGUCUCCGGGAGCGCAACCUCCUCGCGGACGUGUCCACGCUCGUGGAGCGCCACCGCGCGGCGGGGGCGCGCAAGCGCGACCUCCUCCGCCUCCUCGCGGCGUCCCUCCGCGCCAUGGGCCACGACGCCGCGCUCUGCCUCUCCCGCUGGGACAAGUCGUCCUCCCACCCCGCCGGCGAGCACGCCUACGUCGACGUCCUCCUCCCCGCCGGCUCGGAGCGCGGCGACCGCGAGCGCGUCCUCGUGGACGUCGACUUCAGGUCCCAGUUCGAGGUCGCACGGCCCACCAAGGCCUACCGCGCCGUGCUGCAGCGGCUCCCGUCGGCGUUCGUCGGCAAGGAGGACCGGCUGCGCCUGCUGGUGGCCGCCGCCGCAGACUCCUCGCGCGCCAGCCUCAAGAAGCGCGGCCUCCACCUCGCGCCGUGGCGGAAGCCCGAGUACAUGCGCGCCAAGUGGCUGUCCCGCUACGAGCGCGAGGCUCCUCCUCCGGCGCCGGAUGCCUCUGCCAGUGAGCUCGCCGCCAUCGGCGAGGGAGGCGGAGACGGAGCCAAAGCUUAAUCAAGGAUCGGCCAUUAGUUGAUUUUUUUUUUCUCCUGGGGAAUUUGCAGCGCAGUCCCCGGGCGGGCAGGGACCGGAUGCAGAUGUUUUUGCUAUAUUUUCGUCCUUUUCUCUCUCAUUUUGACCCUUUUGAUGGGUAACGGAGUACUAGCAGUAACUUCCAGUAAGUAUGUACCGGGAAGCAAGAGCAACUAAAUAAAUAAAAUUUGUAGUGUUUAGUUCAAAAAAAUUUAUGUUAAAUUGUUGCUUUUAUACUCAGCAGCAAAGGAAAUUUCUCACAA